CUCGCACACAGUAGCAGACGCACGAGGAAGGGCACCCGUGCACGCACGCCGUCAGUCGCACAACAAGCUCGCGCUACCCACACACACACACGCGGGCGUGUAUAUUAACAACCGCUGGUACGGAAACACCACUGCACCUCUGAAUCAAGAAAAUAAAUCAGAAGCCCAACGACGAUGCGUCGUCAGUGAGAGACAUCGUGAUCUAUCUGCCGCGCGGAGUAUAGAAAUCUAGAAACGCGGCGAACGCGUUCGGUUCGUUGUCGAAUUAACUCCGCAUCCGUUUCUCUAUAUCGCGUCGGAGAUACACGUAUAUGUGGUAGAGGCCGCGGCGUCGGCAGCAUGCGGUGUGUGACAGUGCUGUGUGUGCUCGCCAGCCUGACAGCGGGAGUGACGGCCGUCUGCAGAGAGAACUACUACGGGGACGACUGCUCCGUGUUCUGCGUGGCCCGCGACGACUGCGGAGGGCACUACGACUGCGAGCAGUUCACGGGCGCGAAGUUGUGCUUGUCCGGAUGGCGGGGAGACGGCUGCAAGCAGAAGCUGCCCGGGAUACCCGGCGUCACGGAUUGUCUCUCAGGUGAUGUGUGCCAGAAUGGGGGCACGUGUGUGCUUCAGGGCGUCGGCUCCAGCUCGUACAGCUGCUGCUGUGCCGUGGGCUUCACUGGACGUCACUGUGAGACCAACAUAAACGAAUGUGCCAGACGACCUUGUAGAAACGGCGGUACCUGUUACGAGGGGGCGCCAGGGUCGUACCGGUGCGAAUGUAUCCCAGGGUUCUAUGGGAGAAAUUGCGCUGGUGUGGCCCGUGGAUUGACCUGUGAGAGUACACCGUGUCACAAUGAAGCAGUCUGCGUUGACACAGCUUUCGGCUUCUCUUGCGAGUGCAAGCCCGACUACACCGGCUACACGUGUGACACACGUGUCGCCUGUACGGACAGGCCUUGCCGAAACGGCGCGAUCUGUCAAGACGACGGCUUCGGAGGGUUUUCUUGCCACUGCCCCUUCAACUAUAAGGGCGUGCGAUGCGAAACCAGGAAGACGUGCGCGGAUCAACCAUGCCAAUUCGGUGGCACCUGCUCGCCGGACAGGACCCAGGGCUUCGUCUGCGCAUGCCCCAUCCACCUGCGCGGAGAAGUCUGCCACUUGUCGAUGACCUGCGCCGACAACCCCUGCGCGCCGUGGUCGACAUGCGUUUCCGACCACAUCUUCGGCUACCGCUGCGUCUGCCCGACGAACCACCAGGGGGCGCAGUGCUACGAUUGCGCGAGCGGGCACGCCGGCGGCGACUGCGCCACGCGCUUCCUCACGAGCACGUUCCUCGUUGGCGGCGGGCAGCGAUUCGCCGAGGGGAACGUCGCGCACGUCGACCCGACGCGCUACUACACCAGCUACUACACGAGCUUCCGCAAACCCGAGGCGAGCAUCUACGACCCGCUCAACGGCGAGAUCUUCAUCGACUUUGCCGACCGGGGCGCGCCGCGCGCGACCCCCACGCGGGUCCCGCGCCAGUUCCAGACGAGGUUCGUGACGACGGAUGGCAAGGGAGGAGGCGAUCUCCUCAUCCCGGGUCUCGGGUCGCUGGAUCCGUCCCAAAUCGGACCGACCCAGCCUCUCCCGGGCGGUCGGAUCGUGACGAGCACGGUGGUGGAGAACGGCGUGACGAGGCGGGUGCUCGUGCGUGAGUACACGGACACCUACGUGCAGUACUCGACUGUGGGAACGCCGGGACGCGGGCCGGUCGAGUACUCGACCAUCUCCUACGUGAGCUACAUCGACCGCAUCCUCCAGCCCAACGUCAUCACGAGCUACCUGACCAGCACCCUCGCGGUGAGAAGCACGCGCUACCUCACCAGUACGAUCACGUUGCCGGGGCAGACAGAGGGCGUUAGAAGCACGCGCUAUCUCACCAGUACGAUCAAGUUGCCGGGUCCGAGGCAGACGCCGCGUGUGAGAAGUACUCGCUACCUGACAAGUACCAUCGGGUUGCCGGAGCGAAGAGAGACAGUCUACUCCACGGUGCAACCACGAACCAUCUAUCUGACAAACACGCUUACGAGCACGAUACAGCCGUCCUACGUUACGAAAGUUCAUACAAGUACGCUGGCGCCGGAAUAUGUGACAAGUUAUUACACAACCACAGUGAAGCCGUCAAUGGAAGCCACCCCUCUUUUCCCAUCUCACACAGAUGAAUUUGGUAGCACAAUAUACGCAACACCAGUGUUACCUACAUCUACUGCCACAUUGGGUGCUGGACUACCUGUCCUGCUUCGAGGUCAGGUGCUGCGUCUCACAGGUAUCCAGCUGUUUGACUAUGACGAGGAUUUGGUGCUGCAACGCCUAGCAACAGCGUGGCGGUCCGCCAACCCACGUCUGGAAUAUGUUGAUUUCAAUAUCACUGUGGAAAGCGUGGAAGAUGGAAUAAGUCCUCUAGGGAAUGAUGUGAUAACAGUUGUGUACAAGCUACAAACUAUCAACGAUGCUGGGUCUCUCACGCGUCCCAAUAGACAACGACUGAAUGCCGUCUUUACAAACAACUACUCAUCAGCGCCACCGAUUAGUGCUCACAAUGCAUAUGCAGUAUACAUACAGUGGCCGUGGGCUUAUGCAAUUAACAGAACACUGGCUGAAUCAGCAUUGGCGAACGCCUGGCAAAGAGCAAAUCCUGGUUUGAGAGAAUCAGCUGUGACCGUGGAUCUGAGAAGGGUGGAACCAUAUCUUGGUGACAGCGGGGAGCAGGUGGAGCAACUGAUGUACUUUGUAUACGUGAGUGGCCGUCUGCUGACACCAGGCAGCACCAGCUACAGAGAACCGUCACUUACGCAAUACACCAACGAGCUUCGUGACUACGGGUAUGCUCCUCUGUACGCGGGCCCGACGCACAGACGCUACGUCUACCACUUCCCGCUCUUCGUCGAGGGCAAAGUGUACGAGGUCGACGUCUCUCGCCUUCAGGAUGCGCUGCAGCGCGUUUGGGUGCGCAAACUGGGCAGGAGGGAUGUGACUGUCGAUCUGUCUCCCGCAGAACUGGAAUACGUCAACAUGAACGGAGACACGUUCACUCAGCUCAUCUACUUCCUCAACAUCGGCGACACGACGUGGCCUUCCAAGAACUUCGCCAACAUGCAGCCGCUUGUCUCCGAGUUCAUCCGCGAGGUGUCGCGCGUACAGCGGCCGCUCAGCAACAUCCCAUACCGCGUGGUUGCCGACGAAGGAGGGUUCAUACCGUACAGCUACCUGUACCAGGUCAACCUCCUCGGUUACGUGAACGUCGACGAUAACGAGAUGCUGCGUGUGCUGAGGAGGGCGUGGAGCGACACGUACCCAGAUGCCCAGUUUAACGUAAAAAUGAUCAACGUUGAGCCAGGAAUUGGAGACUUUGGGUUGCCAGUAACAAUGGUGCAUUAUGCAGUCACCGAUAACAAUGAUCGAUUGACCAACUCUGACUACCAGCCUGCUCCCACCCUCCAGUCUUAUCUCACGCCCAAAUAUAAAGUGGCCAAUACACGAAAUCUGUUGAGGAAUAAACAGGGCUUUGAUCUAUAUGUCAUUGGUACUCCUGAGACGACGUUUAAUAGGAGAGAUGAUCUGGAGAAUGCAAUUGUGUCAACAUGGUCAGCUUACUUCAACCCUAACAGCCAGAUUGAGGUCGAUAUAAGGAGAUAUGAAUCAUACUACGGAAACGCAGAGAGCCUCGCACCGGUACAGACGCGAGUUGUGUACUUCCUGCAUGUGAACGGCUCGAUGGCGGACUCGCGCGAAACGCUGCCGCCAUCGGCCGGGCGUCUGCAGGACUCGCUUAACCGCGCGCGCAUGCCGGCCUGCUUCGACUGCCAGCAUCUGCGCCAGCGUGAGCUGCUCAUCAAGAACAUGGCUAACCUGACGCUCGCCAACCUCAACGCCCUCCGUUCGUCGCUCACCAUCGCCUGGGAGCUGCCGCGAACUGCAUCUGUGAAUCUAUUGGAGCCAAUGUACAACUACUUGACAAAUAAAUAUGAGAACGUGGCAAUGAUACCAUAUAUACUGACGGUAGAUGAAAAUGAUCCAAACAGAUAUCUGGAGCCUACAUCUCUGAAGGAUAUUCUCGGACGCAAUGGCAUGACAUUGUGCGACGGUGUGAGCGAGUGUGAGGUGAGCAAGCUGCACAUGCUGAAUGUGGAUAGCAAGGAUGCUCUGGCAACCACACGCAACCUGGAGACCUCCAUGGAAAACGCGUGGCGCGACGAUGUUCUGGAUGGUAAAGCAUCGGCCAAUAUUGAAUUCUACGAUGCAGUGCCUGGUAUCCUGAGCCCUGGAAGUGACUUUGUAACUCGCUACAUGUACGAUGCCAACAUCAACGGCGUUGACUCGCACCUGCAAAGCGUGUGGCCACCUGGUGUCGAGGAACUGAACUCACAGUAUCUGGACCGUGCGGGUUUCCACGCUUGCGCUUGUGAGGAGAUGACGUCAGCACCGUUUGUACCGGUGCUUGGUAGAGCCACGCUGGAAGAGAUGCCGGUCGACAAGUGGAUUGAGGUUAUUAAGAAGGGCUACAUAAUUCAAUACCCAGAUGGUGUUGGCUCGAGCUUCCGUGGUUGUUUCACGGACCGCAAUGACCGCAGAGAUCUUCCGGUGGUGAUGGGCAACAGAAAUCGGACUCCGGCUCAGUGUAUAAAAGCCUGCUUCGACGGCAACUUCACCUACGCGGGCGUGCAGAACGGCGGGGAGUGCCGCUGUGGCGACACUUAUGGGGGUUAUGGAGAAAGCAACAACUGCAACAGAGCGUGCACGGCGGACCAGAGAGAGCAGUGCGGAGGUCCCAAUGCCAACAGCAUCUUCUUCACCGGCAGCAUCAGCAAGUUAAGCGUUGAAGUCGAAAACCCACAUGUUUUUACGACCAAACUUGGGACGACCUUCACGGUGCUCUUCUUCAAAGUCACUGUCGGGCAGGAGCUGCUGCCGACCGACCCGCCGACCGGCUCCGUGUUCGAGCAGCAGAUACUGGCCGAUGGCCAGCGAUACCGUAUCAUCCCGGACGCCGACAGCUCGCUCUACGACACCGACCGCGCGUUCACCAUCUACGUGUACGGAAACUACGGCAACGGCGACAUCCCGCGCAUCGCCCGCGCGCUCAACGACGGGGUACUGCCGAGCGAGACCGUCGACGCGUCCGUGCUGUCGCUCGACCGCUACGUGACUCAGAGCGACAAGGAGCCGAUCACGAAGGUUCAGUACUACGUGACGGUGAAUGCCAACCUCCUCGACGGGCGAUUCCGGCACACGGAGAUCACGCGCGAUGCGGCGGCGGCGCUGACGGCAGCCGGGCUCGACGUGUGUCCGUGCGAGCCGGUGAGAAUUCGCAUGCUCAUCGUCAACGGCCGCUACACGCCGGACUACACAAAUCUACGCGGCUCGUCCGCGAUCAUCCAGGCUUGGCGCGAGGCCAACCCAGGUUUAGGUCUACGGGAGUACAACGUAGGCUUCGUGAACCACGAUUCAUAUACCACAGUGAACAGCAUUGGACAACCAGUCACCACCCUCAACUACUACAUAUCUGUGAAUGGCUCUGAUCCAGAACAGUUUGGGGCUGUCAUGCCAAGCUCUCUGCUUUUAGGGAAAUAUCUGCGAGACUUUGACAUACCUGUGUGUACGGAUCCAUGCUACACGACUGUUCUCUACAACGUCACCUUCCCCGGUGACACAUCACCCGAAGGGAGAGACAGGCUGCUCUUCUACAUACAGCAGGCCUGGCAGCAGGCGAAUCCAUUUGUUGGCAAGACCAUCAUAGUGGACAACGUAGACCAGACGAUAGGAUUCAUGGACAAUGGAGAGAAGGUGUUCACCGUCAGAUACUCGAUCACCGUCGGCACCGUGGAUAGCGGCGACCUCGCCGCGCUCACCGUUCCCUCCGACGCCGAGCUGACGGACGCCGUGCGACGCGGCACGGGAGCGGACCGCGACGCCGACUUCAUUGCGGCGCGUCUGCGGCAGGCGUACCUCUCCCACUACGACGCGCUGCGGGCGGCCCGCGACGUCCGCGUCGCCAUCGACGACGCGAGCGGCUACGUGGCACCCGACGGCGCCCCCGCGCGGCGCAUCUCGUACGCGGUGCUCGUCGACGGGAGCGCGUGGACGCCUCCGGCAGCGAUCGGCGACGAGACGCUGCGGAGCGCGCUGAGCGUGGCCGGACUCGACGUCUGGUACCCGUACGACGGGGUCUACGCAGAAAGCCAGCAGUUCGAGGCGACCUUCGACGGCGCGCUGACGGACGACGCGGCGGAGCGCCACCUGCUGGCUGUGUGGCGUCGCGUGUACGGCGACGCCAACGUGAACGCGUAUGUCUACCGCGUCACGCAGGGCGUGUCACCGCGAGGCUAUCCCACCACGUUGGUUCGAUACUUCCUUACUGUCAACGGACAGGUGAUCAAUCCGGGCUUCCUGCCAGAGUUCAUCCUGGAGUACGCGGGCGAGCUCACACGCUCGACGUCACCGCCCCCGCUCGAGGGAACAAUCACGAUCAACGGCGAGGUCGAGAAUCGCACUGUCAUCGUCAACGUCAUACGGCUCGUCUACGAGAGAGCGAAUCCAGGGUCCGUCGUGGUCGUGAACAUCACGUCGACGGAGCAGCAGCUCGGCGAGGAUGGCGCCAUCGUCGUCGUCGUGCGCUACGUCGUCUACAUCACCGGCGGCACAACCGCGCCCGCGAGACCCAAGAACGCGACUCUCGUGGACAAGCUCGAAGAAAACGGCUUCAAUGUUUGCGACAACUGCGGCGGUGAAGUGGUGCGUACGAUCUACGCGGCGCCGACACAGUCUGCUUUCGACCACCAGGCCCUCAAGGACGCCCUCCGCCAGCUGUGGCUUGACAACAACGCCGGCGUACUCGCGCCCGACCAGUGGCGCUACCACCUCGUCAACAUCACGAUGGGCUACCUCGCCCGCAGCCACCAGCCCGUCGUUCGCAUCGACUACGUCGUCGUCACCAACCCGCCGCGAGGGGGCGCCGCCGUGCGGCCGCCGACCACCGCGCAGCUGCAGGUGGCGCUGCGCGCGAUCGGCCUUGCGCAGUUCCCCGCUGGCGACGUCUACGGACUCGACUACAAGUUUGGGAUGCGGCUCCCCGGCGCGCGCAACCUCACCGUGGCGACGCGACUCGUCGGUGACGCGUGGCGUGCCCUGCGUCCGCGCGCUCGUGUCGACGUGAUCGUCGUCGACCCGGAGGAGCGGCGGGGCGGCGCGACGACGCUGCGCUACUACCUGUCACUCGACGGCCGGCUCGUGCAUCCGUCCGAGGUCGGGCCGCUGGAGCUCGCGCAGCUCACGCGCUGGCUGGCGACGCACGGCCCCACGGUGGAUCACGUCGUGGAGCAGCGGCUGAGCGUGCCGGGGAGGCACCAGCCCGACGCGCGCUCGCGCGACGCCGUCACGCUGCUGCUGAGGAACGCCCUCGAGGCAAAGUACCCAGGUGCGACUGUGAGUAUCGAGAGCGUGGAGCAGUCGGUGCAGGGGCUGGACGGCCGCUCGUUCACCGUGAUCCGCUACCGCGCCGUCGUCAAGUCGGAUGAUCCCAACCUGACGGUCGACCCGCCCAGCUCCGCGAGUCUCGUCGAAUCGCUGCUGCGAUACUUCGCCGGACCUCAGUGCGAGUCCUGCACGAGUCACAAGGCGUUCCCGCUGUAUAUCGUGACAAACAUGACCAUGCUGUCCAUCCAUCGACAAGCAAUCGCCGAUCUGCUGACGAACGCCUGGAGGCAGUAUAACACUGACACUCUCUCUCGCCUUCCCUGGAAAAUAGAGAUCCUCAGCAAUGUCACCGUUGGCUACAUCACCCAGGAAGGCACAGGCGUCCUCGCGCUCUACUACCAGGUGUCUCUGCCAGACGGCUAUGAUCCGACGACGGACCUCACCCAGCCUCCGCUCACCGACAUCGCGGCCGGGCUGAAACGCCUCGACGACAUCACCCUCGUCGAUGCCGGGCAGGUGUUCAAGGAAGACUACCAGCUGUCGGACGUCGUUUGCGGCGCGCCGGAUCUUAAAGCCGCCGCUGACAAGCUCGCGUCCGCCUGGGCGCAGAUACUGGGCCAGAUUCCCAGUCGUACUGUGAGAAUACAAGUGUUCGUUGUGAGAAUGGAAGAGACAACGAGAGCACGCGGACAAGAGGAGACGCCUAGUGUUUAUUAUUUGAAGGUUGAUGACAGCAUCAGGCACCCGUCGUCUCUGACGACUUCGGACCGUGGCAGGGUGGCAGCACUGCUGCUCCAGUGUGAUGACGACACAGCCGACAGGCAAUCUGUCGUUCAGCACUCGCUGCGUAUCGUUGGCAAGCGGGUGAUCAAUCCCAGCGAUGCUCUCGCCUCAUCUAUCAGUGUCGCCAUCAAGGACGUGUGGCAGAUGGCAAACCCAGGUAAAACGAUCACAGUGCGCGACGUACAAGUAGGCAAUCAGAACCCUCUCGUUAUCACGUACGAGGUCUCGGCGACAGUCGGCCCGGAUGAGAAUCUGCAGCAACCACCGCUGCAGCUACUGCAGGACCGCGUGUUGAGGCUUAUUCCAGGCCUCGGCUGCACUCGACAGAUCUGCUCACAGACACGGCCGGAGACGAUCUAUGUGCAGACAGACGCCGUGACGAACAUCAACCGCCGCUUGCUCGAGCGCGUGCUCUCGUCCGCGUGGGCCGCGCGCAACCGCCGCAUCCUCGACGUCACGCCCUGGGACCUGAAGCUCGGCGAAGUCAGCGGCGGCUACGUGAGCGCGGCCGGCCGCCCCGUCGUUGCUGUGCGCUACGACGUGCUGCUGCCGGAGACUGUGCGCAUGAGUCGGCUCGCGACGCCCCGCAUCCAGCAGCUGACGGCUCGCCUCGCGCGCCUCGGCCUCGUCCCGCUGCCGCGCGCGCAGGUGUUCGGCGAGGAGUACCGACUGCGCGACGACGUCCCGCGCUCGCUCCCGGCUGCGCGUCGCGUCGACCGCGUCGCCGCCGCGUGGUCGCACGUGCUCGCGAACCGCGGACGCGUCACCGAGGUGAGGGUCGUUGCCAUGGACGCGACGCCGUCGACGACAGAGGAUGGCGCGCCGGCGACCACCGUCGCCUACUACCUGUGGGCGGACGGCGAGAUCGUGCGGCCGGCGUCGCUGCACGCGGAGGAUCGCGCGGCGGCGGCGCGCCUCAUCUGGACGGGCGUACAGUUCCGCACGGUGGAGGUGCCCGGGUCGUUGACGCUGCGUGGUCUCGGCUCGAGCGUGAACGAGUCGGUGCUGACGCGCGCCCUGCUCGCAGCCUGGCAGCAGAGGAAUCCGACUAAGGUGAUUGUCGUCAAUGCUGGUCAGUACAACCAGCGGCCUGACACGGUCUCCAUGACAUACAACGUGCUAGCUAACAUCACCGUCGGGGCGUCUGCCACCUUAAGCGCUCCCUCCGAUCAGGAUGUGAGAAUCCAGAUAGCACUUCUCAUGGGUGGCUUCGACUGCCAACCAGAUAUCUGCACAAACACGUGCUAA
Priapulus caudatus is the source of this 9471-nucleotide messenger RNA. RefSeq lists its product as uncharacterized. Lineage: Eukaryota; Metazoa; Priapulida; Priapulimorpha; Priapulimorphida; Priapulidae. Gene Ontology annotation, biological process: Notch signaling pathway; cell communication. The transcript has 43 exons. Gene Ontology annotation, molecular function: calcium ion binding; Notch binding. The record is from RefSeq and is a predicted model, not a curated record. Gene Ontology annotation, cellular component: membrane. Bases 340 to 9471 code for a protein of 3043 amino acids.